AUCGACUACUACGCCCUCCUCGGCGUCAAGCCGGGGGCGAGCGCGGACGAGCUGAAGAAGGCGUAUCGCAGAGAAGCGAUGCGAUGGCAUCCGGACCGGCAUCCGGAGGGCGAGGCGAAGCGCGCGGCGGAGAAAAAGUUUAAGCAGGUGAGCGAGGCGUAC
Molecule: messenger RNA, 162 nt
Organism: Micromonas pusilla CCMP1545
Lineage: Eukaryota; Viridiplantae; Chlorophyta; Mamiellophyceae; Mamiellales; Mamiellaceae
Exons: 1
Cellular component (GO): cytoplasm; nucleus
Molecular function (GO): protein folding chaperone; protein-folding chaperone binding
Source: RefSeq, a predicted model, not a curated record